This is a messenger RNA of Mytilus trossulus (common blue mussel), 516 nucleotides long. RefSeq lists its product as uncharacterized. The record is from RefSeq and is a predicted model, not a curated record. NCBI's taxonomy places the organism in Eukaryota, Metazoa, Mollusca, Bivalvia, Mytilida, Mytilidae. The coding region runs from base 52 to 516 and encodes 154 amino acids. The transcript is spliced from 2 exons.
GAAGUAGUUCACACACUUACAAUUACACAACCAUCAAAACGAAAAAUAGAGAUGGCACAAGUGUUAGCAGAACCUGGUGACGUUAGACAUGGGUUUUCUUAUAAUACUUCAUUCAACCGUGACUUUAGACGCAUUACUGGAAUAGCAGCUACCAGAAACGGGAAUAUUCUGUUGUGUGACUAUGAUAAUAAGAAUCUUAUUUUAGUUGAUUCAUCAGGACAUUUGUUAAAGAAUCUUUAUGUAGACAGUGAGCCAUAUGAUUUGACUAUUACAAGUCAAAAUAUAGGAUUCAUCACUCUCCCCAAUACCAGAUCUCUUUUACAAAUAGAUCCUGAAAGAAUGGUGAUACUCUUUAAGGCAACAUGUGAGGAUCUACACACUAAUGCGUUGUGUGUAUCAGCCAUCUCUAAUAGAGGAGAAGAUGUAAUUUUAAAUUUUGCAUGUUUGCUUGGCAUUAAAAGACAUGGUUCAUUUUACGCAAUCCCCUUCUUUAAAGGAUGUGACGAAGAAAUGUAA